CGCGACCGUCAUCUCGGAGUAUAAGUGUGUUUCGCCGGGAUAAACUGUCAGUGGAAUCGGAAUCAUGCUCGGACGUCUACCCGCGUGCGUCAUCGACGUGGGCACAGGAUACACGAAAUUAGGAUUCGCGGGUAACAAAGAGCCGCAGCUGACCAUACCGUCGGCGAUUGCCAUCAAAGAGACUGCUAAAGUUGGUGACAAUAAUGCAAGGAGAAUUACAAAGGGUGUAGAAGAUUUGGACGCUUAUAUCGGAGAUGAAGCUUUUGAAGCCACUGGAUAUUCAGUUAAAUAUCCUGUGAGGCAUGGACUCGUGGAAGAUUGGGAUUUAAUGGAAAAAUUUCUGCAACAAUGCAUUUUCAAAUACCUCAGAUCGGAACCCGAAGAUCAUUAUUUUCUGUUAACGGAACCACCUUUGAACACUCCGGAAAAUCGCGAAUAUACAGCAGAAAUCAUGUUUGAAUCAUUUAAUGUACCUGGUCUCUACAUAGCUGUUCAAGCUGUCCUUGCCUUAGCAGCUUCAUGGACAGCCAAGAAUGUAGAAGACCGUACCUUAACAGGAGUUGUUGUUGAUAGUGGAGAUGGUGUAACUCAUGUAAUUCCAGUAGCAGAAGGAUUCGUUAUAGGAAGUUGUAUAAAGCACAUUCCCAUUGCUGGUCGUGAUAUUACAUAUUUUAUACAAAGUCUGCUGAGGGAACGAGAGAUCGGAAUACCACCCGAGCAGUCUCUAGAAACGGCCAAAUCGAUUAAAGAAAAAUAUUGUUAUAUAUGUCCAGAUAUAUCAAAAGAGUUUGCCAAAUACGAUAGCGAUCCCUCUAAAAUUAAGAAAUAUGAAGGCAUUAACAAUAUUACUAAACAACCUUUUGUUGUGGAUGUCGGAUACGAAAGAUUUCUUGGACCGGAAAUAUUUUUUCAUCCUGAAUUUUCGAAUCCAGAUUUUACGACACCGCUCAACGAAAUCGUUGAUGACGUAAUUCAAAACUGCCCAAUUGAUGUAAGGAGACCAUUAUACAGUAAUAUUGUAUUAUCGGGAGGUUCUACCAUGUUCAAAGACUUUGGUAGACGACUGCAACGCGAUAUCAAAAAGAUCGUCGAUACACGACUCAAGCUCAGUGAAACAUUAAGCGGCAGUCAUAUUACGCCGAAACCAAUAGAUGUCCGUGUAAUAUCGCAUCAUAAACAGCGUUGCGCUGUUUGGUACGGCGGAGCGUUACUAGCCAGUGAUCCGGAAUUUUACACAGUCUGUCACACAAAGAAGGCUUACCAGGAAUAUGGCCCUGGAAUUUGUCGUUACAAUCCCGUGUUUCACAGUAUGGUUUAAAGAAAUAAUAAACGAAAUGAACACGUCGAUUAAAAAUCAUUUUCAAUAAAUAUUGUUGUCACUUAUAAAUGUAAGAUUUUGUCGUGCAACUUCUUUUUAUAUGGUGCUAAUUGCAAUUAUUAAAACUUAAUCGAAUA
This is a messenger RNA of Pseudomyrmex gracilis, 1455 nucleotides long. RefSeq names its product actin-related protein 3 (gene Arp3). The transcript is spliced from 6 exons. Gene Ontology annotation, cellular component: Arp2/3 protein complex; actin cortical patch. Gene Ontology annotation, biological process: Arp2/3 complex-mediated actin nucleation. The record is from RefSeq and is a predicted model, not a curated record. NCBI's taxonomy places the organism in Eukaryota, Metazoa, Arthropoda, Insecta, Hymenoptera, Formicidae. Bases 65 to 1318 code for a protein of 417 amino acids. Gene Ontology annotation, molecular function: actin filament binding.